CAUCGCAUGGCCGACGUGUGCGUACCGAGGCUCGCGCUCGCGUGGUACUCGCCGUGUGACUAAUCGCGUUGCCGCUGAAGAGGUCCAGCUCGUCGCGAUAACGUCGACGUGUCGGGCACACCGAUCAUACUGUAACGAUCCCUCUAAAAGAGGAGGAACCUGUUCCAAGGUCCGAUUCCCGGUCGUCGACGCGGGCCACAUUGCCUGCUCGUUCUCCAUCAUCAUCAUCGUCCUCGUCGUCCACGUCCACCUUCGGGCGGACCAGAGCGCGCGUGGCAGCGAUUAAAUUCUCAGCAUCUCGGGUACCAACGCGCCGUAACGUCGCGACCACGCGUCCCCACGCACAUCCGCAGCGAUGUCGAACGAGGAGACCUCCGCCGACCGCAACGUCGAGAUCUGGAAGAUCAAGAAGCUCAUAAAGAGCCUCGAGAUGGCCAGAGGGAAUGGCACGAGUAUGAUUUCGUUAAUCAUACCUCCAAAGGACCAAAUAUCGAGAGUGAGUAAGAUGCUGGCGGAUGAAUUUGGUACAGCGUCGAACAUUAAGUCACGUGUAAAUAGAUUAUCUGUUUUGGGUGCAAUCACAUCGGUGCAGCAUAGGCUAAAGCUAUAUACAAAAGUGCCUCCAAAUGGCCUGGUAAUUUAUUGUGGAACUAUUGUAACAGAGGAAGGAAAAGAAAAGAAGGUCAACAUCGAUUUUGAGCCUUUCAAACCUAUUAAUACAUCUUUAUAUCUUUGUGAUAAUAAGUUUCACACAGAAGCGCUCACGGCAUUACUUGCGGAUGAUAACAAAUUUGGUUUUAUUGUAAUGGAUGGUAAUGGAGCGUUAUUUGGAACGCUGCAAGGUAAUACGCGCGAGGUGUUACAUAAAUUCACCGUGGAUCUUCCCAAAAAACAUGGUAGAGGUGGUCAAUCUGCAUUGCGUUUUGCCCGAUUACGUAUGGAAAAACGACAUAAUUACGUUCGAAAAGUAGCCGAAGUCGCUACUCAAUUAUAUAUAACAAAUGAUAAACCUAACAUCGCUGGAUUGAUUCUUGCGGGUAGCGCUGAUUUCAAGACGGAACUUAGUCAAUCCGAUAUGUUCGAUCCAAGAUUGCAAGCUAAAGUUAUAAAACUGGUCGAUGUAUCGUAUGGUGGCGAAAAUGGUUUUAAUCAAGCUAUUGAAUUAGCGGCCGAAUCUUUACAAAAUGUGAAAUUUAUUCAAGAGAAAAAAUUGAUUGGUCGUUACUUUGAUGAAAUUUCUCAAGAAACUGGCAAAUAUUGCUUUGGUGUAGAAGAUACGUUGAGAGCCUUGGAAUUGGGUAGCGUUGAAACUUUAAUUUGUUGGGAAAAUUUAGAUAUUCAACGAUAUGUCCUGAAAAAUCAUACGAACGCGGAAGAAAAAGUACUACAUUUAACACCGGAACAAGAAAAAGAUAAAACUCAUUUUACCGAUAAGGAAAGCGGGGUAGAAUUGGAACUCGUAGAAUGUCAACCACUACUGGAAUGGCUCGCGAACAAUUAUAAAAGUUUUGGUGCCACUCUGGAAAUUAUCACGGACAAGUCUCAGGAAGGAUCCCAGUUUGUUAGAGGUUUUGGUGGCAUAGGGGGUAUUUUGCGGUACAAAGUGGACUUUCAAAGUAUGCAGCUGGACGACAUCGAGACUGAUGGCUUUGAUUUGGAUGACUACUAAGUCCAUGACUCAAUCGACAUUUGGUUCUCUUAGCUUCGAAGAAAGCAGGGACUUUGAGUAUGUUCUUUCUCAUGAUGCCCCAAGAAAGAAGUAUAAAGAAAACACGUUUCAAAAUUUACAAUACAGCACGUACGAUAUCGUCAUAAAAUUAUUAUCUAGAGUUUAUCAAACAUGAAGCAGAUCGUAAUUAAUACACGAAAGAGAAGAGCACCAGCGAAUAUGGCGCGGCUGAUGUAAUCCAUGUCUGUAAAAGAAAAGGCGAUUCGAAGACUGUGACACUUAAUUAAGCCAGCUUGAUACCUGCCUAUUCUCAUACAUUCACCACCUUAUAUUACGAUUAUGGUCUUUAAUUAUUCACAGGGAUUCCUUUAAACAAACUACGCGCUCUACAGUUCCGAUUACAAAUGUACAGUGAAUGGUGGUUCGAUCGUAAUUUUAUAUUAAAUUGAUGUUUGUCAUCUUAUCAUAAAUUUUACGAGAAAUGAGUGUUUGAGCUACAGAGUGGUUAUAGCGUUAUUUUGUUCAGACACAAUCAUGAAAGAGCUGUAAUAAACUGAUUAUUAUAAACAUACAAUUGCGUAUCGUGCAUUCUACACCGAUAUUUGCAAAAUUCAUACGGAGAAGAGUUCUGUAAAUAGAUGUCAAUUUUUAAAAACGGCACAGUUGCCUUAGACAUAAGUUGAGAUCGCGUACACGAUCCACGGAGUAAAUGAAGUAUUUCCGUCUUAUGCAGUGAUACACACUUGUAAACGUAAGGACAGAUAAUUCCUCGCAAUCCUACAUUGCUCCGUUGCUGGCUCUUGGCUCUUAGAUUUUUGUACAUUCACACAAUUGUACAUAAGAAACGCUUCGUAAAAGUAUCGAAGUAAUUUUUCAUUGUUAUAGUGGUGCACCUCAGUGAAGAGAAAGAUAUUCCCCGCAAUAUUUAAACGGUUACUGAAGAUAUAUUACGAAAUUUAUUUUAACAUUGUUAAUUUAAUUUGCUUAUUCGUAUGAUGCCUCUGUAAUAAAUGACGCUAUGUAUGUAUAAAUGUGAAAAGAAUGUAACGUGCAAUUUUGGUGAAGUAUCCUUUAUGAAAGAAUACUGUAUAGAGAGCAAAGAGUUUCUCAAA
Cyphomyrmex costatus is the source of this 2781-nucleotide messenger RNA. RefSeq names its product eukaryotic release factor 1 (gene eRF1). The transcript has 10 exons. The coding region runs from base 356 to 1669 and encodes 437 amino acids. Lineage: Eukaryota; Metazoa; Arthropoda; Insecta; Hymenoptera; Formicidae. The record is from RefSeq and is a predicted model, not a curated record. Gene Ontology annotation, molecular function: translation release factor activity. Gene Ontology annotation, biological process: translational termination.